GGUUCCCUAGAGCUCUCCGCUUCGCCUUAUUAGGUUAAUUUCCGCGCGCGUUCGCGAGCUCGCGCGCCGGCCGUGCGCCGCCGCCGGUCAAGCUAGGGGCUAGGGUUAGAGAGUUGAGGAGAUAAGUAGGGGAGGUGAUGCGCCUGAACUAGGGGAAUCCAUCGGAGUAUUCAUUGGGGUCGGAGGCGCCGCCCUUGCGCCGGCGUGGCCGCGCCGCCGCUGCCCACCGUGGGCGCUCGGGCGUGCCCAAGGUUGAAGAAGGAGAGGAGGGCACGGGUGCGAAGGAAUUAGAAGCUCAGGGGGUUAUGAGAAAUAUUUCAGGGUUUAAGUGUGGAGGUGGAAAACUUCAAGGGGCCUAAGUGCUAGAUAUAGGGGCUUUAGUGCAAAAUAAAGGGCAGAUCCGCAGGGUAGUUUUGUUCCGAGGACCUAUCUGCGAAAGUAACUUUCUCUUUUGAAAUGGCUGAAACUUUGGAAAUCCGUAUAAAAUCAUAGGAAAAUGAUAAAAAUGCGAGAUAAUUUUUGUUGGGUUCCUUAUGCUCAGAUAUACACCUAUGAAAAAUACUGGUCCUGGUGUAAUAUGUGUUUUUGUUGCUGAUUAAAAUACAUGUUGUUUAAUCUCCUUAUUUUAGAAUAAAUAGCUGUAGUAUUCAUAAAAUCCUGAUACAUUCACAGUAAUAUGUGUCCUACGUUGAAAAGUGUUCUGGGAAGUUUGUAGAACAAAAUUGCUUAUAUAACUUUAGAUAUAAAUUAUUCUUCAUAUCUGCAGUUUUGUAAUGUUUGAUUUUUAAUAAACUCUCUGGAAGUCUAAUCGUGCUGAAACUUUUCCAGUAAUACUUGUAAAUGAUUCAUGUUCAUGUAACACAUAAUGCUUUUUGAAUAAUUAUUUUUGCUAUAAACUAUUAAUGCAACCAUCUAUACACAUGUCCGUCGUUUCGCCGUAGCCACGCACCCACCGGGUCAGAUUGUACCCUUGCAUGAAUCAUCCAUAGCCUGAAGUUUCUUGCAGCCUUUUUUUCACACCGAUGACAUCAAUAGAUCCUAUCCUGAUUCCUGCAUGUUCGUUCAAAAAAUAAAUCCUAUUCCUGACAGCUAGCAUGGAAGCGACUCGCGCAUGCUCCAACUGAUGACGCUCGCAUUACAUACAUAGCUUCUUGCUUCGAUGUGCCUGCAGCUACACCUAGUACCAGGUGAUCACUAGUGCUCGGUGCCAUGGGAGGGGGAGAUCACCGGUGCAUGGCCGCCACGGCGGCCGCCGCCGCUUCUGCCGGGUAUGGAGGCGGCAGCGUGGAGGCUGCGCUGAGGCCUCUUGUUGGUGCACACGCCUGGGACUACUGCAUCUGCUGGAGGCUGUCUCCUGAUCAGAGGUUCUUGGAGAUGACUGGGUUGUGCUGCAGCAGUGAGUUGGAGGCCCAGGUUUCUGCACUUGGCGAGCUGCCUUCGUCUAUCCCACUGGAUUCCUCAUCUGCAGGGAUGCACGCCGAGGCAAUGAUGUCCAACCAGCCGAUUUGGCAGACCAGCUGCGUGCCAGCAGAGCUCCCAGCAAGUUGUUCCACUGAGCUCGGAUCCGCCGCCGGACCGAGGACGCGGUUGCUGGUGCCGAUCGCCGGCGGCCUCGUCGAGCUCUUCGCCGCCAGAUACAUGGUGGAGGACGAGCAGAUGGCAGAGCUGGUCAGGGAGCAGUGCGGGGUGCCGACGCGGGCGACAGAGGGCGAGGGGGACGAGGGCGGCGCCGCCGUGCACAUCUGGCCGGAGGCGCCGGGCUUCGCGUGGGACGGCGCCGACCCGCAGCGUAUGUACGGGGCGGUGCCGCCGUCGCUCAGCCAGUUCGACGCUGCGGGGGACCCGUUCUUGGCGGCGCCACCGCCCGGGGUGGUCGACGACGCGGCGGCGGCGGGGUGGCAGUACGCCACGGCGGCCGGGAGCGAGCCUUCGGUGGUGGCGGCGCAGCAGGAGCAGCACGGCAUGGCGCGCGCUGGAGGCACGGACUCGGGGUCCGAGGGGAGCGACUUGCAGGGGGACCCCGAGGACGACGGCGACGGUGACGCGCAGGGGCGGGGUGGCGGCGACGGCGGCAAGGGCGGCAGCAAGCGGCAGCAGUGCAAGAACCUGGAGGCGGAGCGGAAGCGGAGGAAGAAGCUCAACGAUGCGCUCUACAAGCUCAGGUCGCUCGUCCCCAACAUCACCAAGAUGGACCGCGCUUCGAUCCUCGGAGAUGCGAUCGACUACAUCGUGGGGCUGCAGAACCAGGUGAAGGCGCUGCAGGACGAUCUGGAGGACCCGGCGGACGGCGCCCCUGACGUACUCCUGGACCACCUGCCGCCGGCGAGCCUAGUGGGGCUGGAGAACGACGACUCGCCGCGCGCGAGCCUCCAACAGCCGCCGGCGAGCAAGAGGGCCCGAGCAGCGGCGGCGGCACCGGCGGAGGAGGAGAAGGGGCACGACAUGGAGCCGCAGGUGGAGGUGCAGCAGGUGGAGGCGAACGGGUUCUUCCUGCAGGUGCUGUGCGAGCACAAGCCCGGCCGCUUCGUUCGCCUCAUGGACGCUGUCAACGCCCUCGGCCUCGACAUCACCAACGUUAAUGUCACCUCCUACAAGACCCUCGUCCUCAACGUCCUCCGCGUCGUCAGGCGGGACAAUGAGGUGACGGUGCAGGCGGACAGGGUGAGGGACUCGCUGCUGGAGGUGACGCGGGAGUCGUACGGCGUCUGGUCGGCGCCGGCGCCGGUGGUGGGGAGCAGCGGCAGCAUCGACGUCAAGCUCGACUGCGUCGACGUGAAGCUCGAUGGCGGCGUCGAUGUGCAGGCACCGGCGGCCGCGGCCACGACGGAGGACCAUUACGGCGGCUACAACCAUCUCCUCCAAUACCUCGCCUGAUCAUACGCCACCAUGAAUUGUGUCAUCAAAAUGAGUUAGUUUUAUAUUUUUAUUUAUGAUGAACAUUCUUGCUUUUUUCUUUGAGAAUUAUACGUCUUCUAGAAUUCAGAUCUGUAACGCUAGAGUGUAAAACAAAACAGACAGCCAGGAGUCGGGACUCGAGCUGAGCGCGAGCAAAUUUUAGAUUCUUGCAAAUUAAACAAGAAUUACAAA
This is a messenger RNA of Setaria italica (foxtail millet), 3087 nucleotides long. Its product is annotated as transcription factor TDR-like. The record is from RefSeq and is a predicted model, not a curated record. The coding region runs from base 1210 to 2874 and encodes 554 amino acids. Gene Ontology annotation, biological process: regulation of DNA-templated transcription. Gene Ontology annotation, cellular component: nucleus. The transcript has 7 exons. NCBI's taxonomy places the organism in Eukaryota, Viridiplantae, Streptophyta, Magnoliopsida, Poales, Poaceae. Gene Ontology annotation, molecular function: sequence-specific DNA binding; protein dimerization activity; DNA-binding transcription factor activity.